Molecule: messenger RNA, 525 nt
Organism: Prunus armeniaca (apricot)
Lineage: Eukaryota; Viridiplantae; Streptophyta; Magnoliopsida; Rosales; Rosaceae
Source: the annotation of a GenBank genome assembly
AUGUCAUUGGAGGUGGUGAAGGAAGACGAAGAAGUUUACAGCUGGAGAGAAGUGAAGCUGGCGUCCAUCCCAGAGCUUGAGAGGGAGACGGUGGAGAGAAGGCGUGGCCGUGACAUAGUCAUCGCUGUGGAUCAUGGGCCCAACAGCAAGCACGCUUUCGAUUGGGCCCUUAUUCACUUUUGCAGGCUUGCUGAUACCAUCCAUCUUAUUCAUGCUGUUUCCAGUGUGAACAACGAGAUUGUUUACGAUGCAAGCCAGCUCCUGAUGCAGAAGCUUGCAAUUGAGGCAUUUGAAGUUGCCAUGGUGAGGACGAUUGCACGAAUUGUGGAAGGAGAUCCAGGUAAGGUAAUUUGCAAGGAAGCAGAGCGUGUAAAGCCUGCAGCUGUUAUCCUGGGUACCAGAGGCAGGGGCUUCAUUCAAAGUGUACUACAGGGAAGUGUCAGCGAGUAUUGCAUGCACAACUGUAAAUCAGCUCCUGUUGUAAUCGUUCCAGGGAAAGAAGCUGGAGACGAGUCAUUGAUCUAG